AUGGCACUAAAUGGUGUACCACCAAAAAUCAUCGUCGUGAUCAAGGCAUAUUGUCGUUCCACUGCUGCGCGAAUUCUGGUCCAGAAAAAUCCUUGCCAACGGUUCGGUAUUCAGUUUGGCCUUCGACAAGGCUGUAUGCUGUCAUACAUGCUGUUAAACUGGAUGGUCGGGAAGGCCUUACACGAAGAUGACGGUGUUGAGUUUGCACCCGAACGCCGGUUGAGUGAUCUCGACUACGUCGAUGAUAUCACCUUACUAGCCUCAAGUUUUAUUCUGCAGUCUAUGCUGUCACGCGUGAAAGAAGUCGUUAAGUCAGUCGUUUCAUCCACGAACACCAGUGUUUCCAAGCUGCAUGCUUCACCAGAAGUCACUUCACGAGGUUGA
Molecule: messenger RNA, 384 nt
Organism: Dibothriocephalus latus
Lineage: Eukaryota; Metazoa; Platyhelminthes; Cestoda; Diphyllobothriidea; Diphyllobothriidae
Source: the annotation of a GenBank genome assembly